AUGAAUGAUGCACAAAUAAAAGAUAUGAUGAAUGAUGAAGAAGAAAAAGAAGAAAUAGAAAUCAAGGAAAACAUAAAUGAUAAGAUAAAUGAAAUUGAUGAUGAUGAAGAUGGUGAUGAUGGUGAUGAUGAUGGUGAUGAUGAUGUUGAUGAUGAUGUUGAUAAUGAUGAUGAAGAUGAUGAUAAUGAAGAUAAUGAUGAUGAAGAUAAUGAUGAUAGUGAUAAUAAUGAUGAUGAUGAUAAUGAAGAUAAUGAUGAUAAAGAUAAUGAUGAUAGUGAUAAUAAUGAUGGUGACCACAAUGAUGUUAAAAAAUCCAAUAAGAAUAAAAAAAAGAAUAACGAGGAAAUGUUCGACAGAAGUAACCAUUUUGAUAAUUUUGAUAACAUUAUGUUAGAUGUGAGAUUAAGAAAAGCUUUAUUAUAUUUAUUCAAAUAUCAACAUCCUACUAUAAUACAAAAGAUGUCUAUAUGUAAAAUAUUAAAUGGUCAUGAUGUUAUAAUAAGCUCUAAAACUGGUUCGGGAAAAACAAUGGCAUAUUUAAUACCAGUUGUACAUAAUUUAAUAAAAUUUAAUUUGAACGAAAAAGAUCAUUUGAAAUUUUUUUAUAAAUGUAUUAUAAUAUGUCCUACAGAAGAAUUAUGUUUACAAAUAUAUGACGUUACAAAAAAGUUAUGUACCUAUUUAAAAGAUAUAAUAACUGUUAAUCAUAAUGUGAAUAAUACUUUUUAUGAACAUCCAACCAUAUUAAUUAGUACUCCAAAAGAUUUAUGUACACAUAUUAUAGAAAAAAAGAAAAAAAAUAAUCUAGAUAUUUUAAUGAAUUUAAAAAUAUUAAUUCUAGACGAAGCAGACGUUUUACAUACUCAAGAAUUUCAAUCAUAUUUGAAGACACUAACAAGUUAUUUACCAAAAAAAUUUAACAAAAAAUAUCAAAUUGUUAUGGCUUCAGCUACUUUAAAAAGUAAUAUUUUAGAGAAAACCAAAUUAUUUUUACAUAAUCCUAUAUACGUUAGCCAUGAACAAAAAAAUGAGUCAUCCUUUGAAAAAAAAAAAAAUAAAACUAAUAACACAAAUAGUGUUAUUAUGAAAAGGGAAGAAGCUGGAAAAAAUAAUAUUGAUGAUGAAGGAAAUGAAGGGAGAACAAAAUAUCAAAAGUUUACCGGAAAGGCAUUUUAUUAUGUAUAUAAAGAAGAAUUAAUUAAAUAUAUCUAUUUAUAUAAUUUAAUAAAAAUUAAAAUUAUACCUUAUAAAUCUAUUAUAUUUACUACAACCAUACAUGAUGCAUAUAAAAUUAAAAUUUUUUUAACUUACCUAAAUGUUUCUUCUUCUAUACUUAACCCGAACCAUCCCAUAUUAAUUCGACAGAAUAUAAUUUCGGCGUUUAACAAUUCGAAAUUUCAUUUUUUGAUUUGCCCUCAAUAUGAGAAGAAUAAUAUGAAGCAUGUGAAGGGUGUAGUAGGGUCAAAUAAAAUGGAUAAUGAUGAAGAUGAUGAAGAUGAUGGUGGUGAUAAUGAAGAUGAUGGUGAUGAUGAUGAUGGUGAUGAUAAUGAUGAUGGUGAUGAUGGUGAUGAUGGUGAUGAUGAUGAUGGUGAUGAUGGUGAUGUUGUUGAUGAUGGUGAUGAUGGUGAUGAUGGUGAUGUUGUUGAUGAUGGUGAUGUUGUUGAUGAUGGUGAUGUUAUUGAUGAUGAUGAUAAUGAUGAUGAUGAUGAUGAUGAUAAUGAUAAUGAUAAUGAUGAUAACAAUGAUGAUCAAACGCUGAACGAACCACUUAGCGAUAAUAAUUCCUGCAGGACAUAUAAUACAGAUGAUGAAAAUGAGAAAACAGAUGGUACAACAAAAUUGAAUGAAGAGAAAGAUUUCUUAUAUAGUAGAGGAUUAGAUUUUUAUGAUGUUAAAUGUGUUGUUAAUUUUGAUAUGCCAUCAGACUCAGAAACAUUUAUACAUAGAAUUGGAAGAACAUGUAGAUUAAAUAACAAAGGGAAAUGUAUAUCAUUUGUGAAUGAAUUAAAUUAUGGAGAGAAAGAAUUUUUACAAAAAUUAAUUGAAGAUAAAAAUAUUUGUACCAUGAUUAGAAAAAAUAUACAAUAUAAUAUUGUUGAAAAAUAUCGAUAUAGAGUUGAAUCCACAUUAAAUAAAUGUACAAAUAAAAAAAUUAAAUUGUUCAUACAAAAAGAAAUUUUAUAUCAAUCCUUAAAAUCAAAAGAAUUAAAAGACUUUUUCAAUACAAAUAUAAAUGAAAAACGAAAAAUUAAUAAAAUUAUCAAACAUUUUAAUAAAGCUGUCAUACCACAAAAAUUAAUCAAAGAUAGAAAUCAAAGUAUUUUCUUAAAUAAAUCAAAGGUUAAGAAUAAAAUCAUACAAAAAAAUAAUACUAAUAAUAAAAAUAAUAAUAAUAUAAAACCUUUUGCACUCAAAAAAAAUAACGGAUUAGUCAUUACGGAACAGGGUUAUGAAAGUCAGCUUACCAAAGAACCUGAACGAGAAGUUGCAGAUCCUUCCAAAUUACCGCCUCUAUGUGGUCAGAGGUUGAGGAAUUAUAUGUAUUUAAAGUAUAUUAAAGGAAAAAAAAAUAAAAACGGUAGCAAUAUGAAUAAUAGUUAUAACAGUAACAACAAGAAAAGGAAAAAUAACAAUAAAUAUAAUAAUAGAUAUAAUAAAUAUAAUAAAAAAGCAAUAAAUAAAAAUCAUAACAAGAAAAACACCAACUUUAAUAGGUGA
Molecule: messenger RNA, 2718 nt
Organism: Plasmodium reichenowi
Lineage: Eukaryota; Apicomplexa; Aconoidasida; Haemosporida; Plasmodiidae
Product: DEAD/DEAH box ATP-dependent RNA helicase, putative
Exons: 1
Coding region: 1-2718 (905 amino acids)
Molecular function (GO): nucleic acid binding; ATP binding
Source: RefSeq, a predicted model, not a curated record